GGUAAUGAUGAAGGGAGGCUAUAAGAAUUUGAGCGGAACGAAUUUGAAGAUUUCCCAAGAUAAUUACAAAAGUACUGGAAGUGUUGAGCCCAUAAAGAAGACUGUGGAAUCCCAUUACACCAAACUAAUCAAGGCUAAACAGAAAGUAGGGGCUCAUAAUAAAGGAUACCAUCAAAGAACCGAAUCAAAAGAUGAAGAGUUGGAGAAAUAGCUUCAAUGAGAAGUUAAAACUUGAAAUGAAAGUUAAAACCCUUGAAGAAGAGCUAGAGAAACAAGCUGUCAUGAAUAAUAAUCUGAAUGCCAGGAUCAAGAUGCUGGAAUACCAUCUUGCCAAGAGUAUCAAUGGAAACGGUAAAAAGAAGUCCAAGAGUCAUAAGAAAAGAAAACGCGCAAUUCAUCACCAAAGAGGGUACUCUGAUAGCGUGCAUAACCCGUCGAAUUAUACAAUGAUAUCGCAUCACAAAAGAGGAUCCAGCGGAAGUGGAUCUAGUGGAAAUCAAUGGAAGAAGCUUUUCCUCACAGAAGCUUUUGAUGAUGGUUCUGACACAAUAAACUUCAUGACGGAUGCAAGCCACAUGAAAAACAAGGGGAGUUAUGACGGGAGUGGAACUAUUUACACUAAUGAGAGUAAUUAUAUGCAAGAGUCGACCACCAAGCACCUGACUAAGUCAAAGCAGCAGCCGAGCCAAGCUGCUAUUGUGACUAAAACUACUACAAUAACUACAACUCCAUUACAGAACUACAUUAGUUCUAAGCAUGGAAAGAGAGCUUCUAGUAUAAAGAACAAAAGGUGUUUCGACAAUGUUACUCAAAAAUAGAAAGUGGAUGGUAAAAGAGAGGAAUUGUUCCAAGGACCUAAACAUUAGUGAGAUCAAGGACACCGAAGAGUCCAAGUACUAUCAUAAUAUGCAUAAUAACAGUAUUGAAAUUGAGCAAAAGCCAGCCUCGCUCAUUAAGAAGACUAAGAACAGCAGUAUUUAUAAAACCCAGGAUCGGAUUCAAACUAAAAAGGAUGAUUCGCUCUUCGCAAAGGACAAGGCGGGAGAAAAUGAUAUUUUAGGAGGUCAAUCAACUCUGAAGAGAAAGCAAUGGAAGAUCAAAUAUUCUCUUAAAUGCCAUCUUGACUCAGUAAGGUCUCUGUACUUUAAUGCUAACAUGGGCGUCCUCGCAAGUGGAAGCGAAGAUCAUACCAUCAGACUUUGGAAGGCAGACAAUUUUUCAACUAGAGGCAUCGAAGAAGACUUUAUGUGCAAACAGCAGAUAGUAUCAUACAUGACUCUCAGAGGUCACAGAGACCCGUUAUUUACUAUUUCAGGGCCAGGAUCUUCCAAUAUUAACUCUAAUAAUAAGCUACUUUAUUCUGGAGGAAAGGGAGGUGAUAUAAGGAUAUGGGAAAUUCCAAGUCCUGUUUACUAUGACUCACUUGAAUCAACUCAUGAAAACCAGCAUUGAAUUGGAGUGAUUAACUACCACACUGAUGCAGUUUGGGACCUACAGCAUCACCAAACUGAGAAUUGAAUCCUUUCUCUCAGUUCUGAUAACAAGAUUGCCCUUUGGAAAACUCCUGGUGAAGACGAAAGACUAGAGAAUUUUAAAGAAGGAGGAUUAAAUAUUAUCAGUGAGCCAAGACAAGUCUUCAAAAAUAAAGAACUAUUUUCAAAAUACUAUGACACUCCUACAACAUGCUGAUGGCUUGGUACUGACACUGCUGACUUUGUGAGUGGAUAUGUCUCUCCUAACAUUAUUAUCUUCGAUGCAAAUACUAAUAUUAAAAAGAGCAUUAUAAAGUUCCAAACCCAAGAUUUUAAAUCGAUGACUCAGCAACAGUCUAACAAGAUUAUUUACAACAGCCAGCUAGACUUAAUCAUUUCAGGUCAUGAGGAUAAGGAAAUCAAGCUUUUUGACAUAAAAUCUGCCAGCUGCAUCAAAAGUUUCGUUGCUCAUACGGAUAGCGUUAGCGCUUUAUCAAAUUCUAACAACGGCUAUUACCUAAUUUCAGGAAGUCAUGAUGGAACUCUCAGAUGUUGGGACAUUAGAAGGCAGCAAUGACUUUAUGACAUCCCUGCCCACAGAAAGAAAUACGAUGAAGGGAUUAACUACAUUGCUUCACAUCCUCAAGAGAAUGUGUUCGCGUCUUGUGGAGCUGACUCUAUUAUCAAAAUACUGUCAGCUCCUCACCUUGAAAACUGAGAGAAUGAUCUUGAUAUUUCAUAUCAACAUUCUCUUUUAUAGGUCAGGACAAAGUUACCACCGUAACAGCCAAACUAAGUUUUUAGUUUCA
Messenger RNA from Moneuplotes crassus, 2281 nucleotides. The record is from the annotation of a GenBank genome assembly. Lineage: Eukaryota; Ciliophora; Spirotrichea; Euplotida; Euplotidae.